AUGGCCUCUCCAAACUCGCGACAAAUGUCUUUCGACCCUGCAAACGUCGACCUCACCACGGCCAGCAAGGAAGAUGUUCUCUGCUACUUUGCUGUUUCAGAAAAUGACUACAACGGUCACCUUGGUGCCCGCAUAUCUUCCAUCUUCGUGAUCCUCUUUGUUUCCUCUGCCUUUACCGUCUUCCCUGUUCUGUCCAAGCGCAUGCCGAGUUGGAAAAUUCCACAGGGCGUCUAUCUUUUCGCCCGAUAUUUUGGCACCGGUGUUAUUAUCACUACCGCUUUUAUCCAUCUCCUUGAUCCAGCCUACAAACGCAUCGGUCCCAGAACCUGUGUCGGUGAAUCUGGAUACUGGGCCGAGUACUCGUGGUGCGCAGCUAUCGUCCUAGUCUCAGUGGUUGUUAUCUUCCUUGUAGACUUGGCUGCGGAGGUUUAUGUGGAGCAUAAAUACGGUGUCCACAGGGACGAAGAAGCAACCAAUGUCUUCAUCAGCCAGGAACAGCAGGAUGUCCUGUCACCAAAACAAGCAACUCCCACACCAAAGGACGAGGAAGGCACAGAGACAUGGUCAUCACAAGGCUCCGUCACCGCUGAACGCUCCUUCAGACAACAGAUUGCCGCUUUCCUCCUCCUGGAAUUCGGAAUUAUCUUCCACUCCGUCAUAAUUGGUCUGAACCUCGGCGUGACAGGCUCAGAAUUUGCGACCCUGUACCCAGUCCUCGUCUUCCACCAAUCCUUCGAAGGGCUUGGUAUCGGCGCGAGAAUGUCUGCCAUCCCGUUCGGGAAACAUACCUGGUUGCCGUGGAUUCUGUGCGCCGCUUAUGGAUUGACGACUCCUGUCUCCAUCGCGAUCGGUCUCGGUGUGCACACUACCUAUACUCCCGGGUCAAAGGUUUCGCUUAUCAUUCAAGGUGUGUUGAAUGCCGUCUCCGCCGGUGUCCUGAUAUAUACUAGUCUUGUGGAGUUAUUGGCUAGAGACUUUUUGUUUGAUCCCUGUCGGACUAAGAGGAGAUCGAAGUUGCUGUUUAUGGUUUGCUGUACUUUGUUGGGGGCUGGUAUCAUGGCGCUUAUUGGAAAGUGGGCUUAA
Penicillium verrucosum is the source of this 1083-nucleotide messenger RNA. It is a transcript of the gene zrfA, whose product is annotated as high-affinity Zn(2+) transporter ZRT1. Gene Ontology annotation, cellular component: plasma membrane. The coding region runs from base 1 to 1083 and encodes 360 amino acids. The record is from RefSeq and is a predicted model, not a curated record. Gene Ontology annotation, biological process: zinc ion import across plasma membrane. The transcript has a single exon. Gene Ontology annotation, molecular function: high-affinity zinc transmembrane transporter activity. NCBI's taxonomy places the organism in Eukaryota, Fungi, Ascomycota, Eurotiomycetes, Eurotiales, Aspergillaceae.